Molecule: messenger RNA, 6042 nt
Organism: Syngnathoides biaculeatus (alligator pipefish)
Lineage: Eukaryota; Metazoa; Chordata; Actinopteri; Syngnathiformes; Syngnathidae
Product: zinc finger protein 646
Exons: 4
Coding region: 358-4704 (1448 amino acids)
Source: RefSeq, a predicted model, not a curated record
AAGUGCUUCUUCGUCGUCGUCCCGGUCGUCGUCGUAGCGGCGGCGGACAACCGAGUGUGGAAGAACAAAAAAAAAAAAAAAAAAUGUACGAGAAAUAAACAUGGCGAGUCUUCGCUGAGCAGACGAGUGUCGCAUCCGCACGCCGACCGAGCUCACCUCGCAUAGCGGGACGCGGAAGCCGGCGGACGGUAACACCUCACCGGCCGCCUGCGAGGAGUGCGGCCCGAUUGGCCGUCGGGCACAAGAUGUCCGCCGGCAGCGCUCUGGACUUAUGAAGAGAGCCCCUCCCGCGAGUCCCGAUGGUUACCGGCGGUCACACCGUGGGGACUCCCACCUGAAAACUGGCGCCAAAGUACUAUGGCAAUGCAUGAUAUGAGUCGCGCCAAGGGUUUCCCCUGUAAAGAAUGUGAUAUGGUCUGCCCCAGUACUCCAAGUCUUCUCGAACAUAUGAAAGCACAUUACCAGCAAGGAGAGAGCGCCCGUUUUGAGUGUGAACAGUGUGGACGAAUUUACAAGCACGCAGCUAGCUUGGCCAACCAUAAAAAGUCUCACGAAGUGGGCUCCUUCCAGUGUCCCGUCUGCACCCGCACCCUGCCCAACGCGGUGGCCCUCAAGAAUCACCUUCGCAUUCACACCUUGUCCCCAAGUAGCGCUCAAGCCGAAGAAGAGAGCGAGGAGACGCCCGAGGAAGGAGGCCCUCACGAAAGGGACUACGCCCUCAGCCAGGACCUCUCGGACGGCUUCGGCCGCUCCCACUUGAGCGGCGGCCACCUGCAGAGCCACGAAGGUUCCAAAAGUUCCCCCGAGUCGGACGACGCCUGGGACCGACCGUUCAAGUGCGACCAGUGCGACAGAACCUACCGGCACCACGGUAGCUUAGUCAAUCACAAGAAGUGUCACCAGCAAGGAAGCUUCAAGUGCCCCGUGUGCUUUAAACAGUUUAGCAACCUGGCUGCCCUCAACACCCACGACAGAACUCACUCCAAGUUUAAGAACCCCGCAGGGUCCAUGGUGAGCAGUAGCGGCGGCGGCGCCGGCGCCGGCCUCCACCAGUCCGAGCGCGGUGGCGGUGGCGGCGGCGGUUCUCAGGCCACCCAGAGCGACAACGCCAACUCCUGGUUCUGCCACCUGUGCCAGAUCGCGCUUCCCACCAAGGCCGACUUCCAGGAGCACAUUCUCUUACACAACACAACCUCGCCGCCUUCCCUCGGACUGUCCCGGAGCUUUCCCGGCAUAAUGCCUCACAAUCUGAGCGCGGUUCGAUCGCCGGCGUACACCCCGGCUCUCGGGGAUCCUCUUCCCUUGCCCCCUUUGCCCGGUGACAAAAGAGGUCCCUACGACCCCAUCAUGGGCCCUCCCAUCAACAAUCCCAUAUACACGUGCGCGUACUGCGGUGCGGGACAUCCUGACCUGGAGACCCUGAAAGUCCACUACCUGACCCACGACCCCAACCCUGCCCCGCACGGCCCGGAGAGCGCCAUACUCGGCUCAGAGACGCUAAGCACCGCUUCCCAGGGCUCGGUAUCCUCUUCUUCCGGAGGCCGGGCGGAGCCGUCGGGCUCUCCCGAAGACAGCGAGCGCCGCUUUAAGUGCGGCGAGUGCGGCAAGAGCUACCGGCACGCCGGCAGCCUGGUCAACCACAAGCGCUGCCACCAGACGGGCCACUAUCAAUGCACGGUCUGCUGUAAGCAGUACCCCCACCUGGCGGCGCUGCACAGCCACCUGCGGAGCCACAAGGGGCGCUCCGCCAGCCAGCCUUUGGGCGACGCCAAUGACUGGUUGUCUUCCGAGCCGCUGACGCUGGACUCUCAGCAGAGCUACGUGCAGGAGAGCAGCGGCGCCACGACGCCCAUCUCGCUGCCGGGAACCCUCGCGGACCCCGGCCACUUCGGAGCGGACGGGGGUCACGGCAGCGCUUUGGACUCGCUCGAGUUCCACGACCGCUUCGACGGCGGUUCCUCCGCGCACCGCCAGGCCGACCGCCACGUGUGCGCCGACUGCGGCGAGGUGUAUGCCGACGUGUCCGGCAUCAAGUCGCACAUGUGCCCCCGCCGCGGUCAACCGCCGCCGCCGCCGCCACAGCAGCAGAGUAACAUGUCUAACGGUUUCAUAGGCAACUUGAACUACCACAACUCCGGCAGCGGCUCACUGGCCUCCGGCGGUCUGAAGGAGGCGGGUGGCGGUCAGCGACCGUACUCGCAGGCCGCCGGCAAGAGGCCGGGCAACGCCGACAAGGAUGACGACGACGGGGAAGUCUACCAGUGCUCCGUGUGCGGGAACCAUUACGCCAGCCUUCGAGCCCUGCGCAGCCAUCUGCGGAGUCACGCCAAUAAUCCGUCCGGCCUGGAUCAAGAUUGGAGAAUGAUCUGCUCCACUUGUGGCCAAAGCUUCUCCAGGAAGCAAGACCUUCUAAAUCACCAACUCGUCCACGGUCCUCAGAGGCCCGACGGUCAACAACAGGCCAUGGGAGGCGACAAGAUGGACGGGCGCAGCCACAUUUGCGUGGACUGCGGCGUGUUCUUCGCUGACCGCCACCACCUUAUCACCCACCUGUGUCCCGGUAAGAAUCGGGCCGGCUCGCUGAGUAAGCAGGGCCUCAACGGAGCCAAAGGGAUGUCCGGGGGCGAGGUCGCGGGCGGGAGUCGCGACGUCGCGGGGAACGGCCGGCGGGCGGUGGUGGACCAAAGCGACAAACCGCACAAGUGUGACCAGUGUGGGCGGGGCUACAGGCACCCGUGCUCCCUCCUCAACCACAAAAAGUCCCACAAGACCGGCGUGUUCCGCUGCUUGGUGUGUCAGAAGCGUUACUACAACCUGCUGGCCCUCAAGAACCACCAGAGGACCCACUUUGACCUCAAGCGGCACAAGUGUGAAGAAUGCGGAAAGGCGUUCAAGAUCCAAAAGCAGCUGAUCAAUCACCUGCGUCUCCACGAGGAACACCGGGCGAAAGGUCUGGUGCGGACCGGCCCCAACGCCUCGCGAUACCAGCAACCCGGCCCCUCUCAGAUGCAGGGCGUGCGAGGGGAGUCGCCCAAGGGCCCCGCGGCGGGCGUCAAGUACGCCCACCAGGCCUUCAAGAAGCCCUACUCGUCGGCGGGAACGUCCAGGCCGCAGAAGUUCGACCCGGCCGAGAGCGGGCGGCGGCCUUUCUCCUGCGAGGAAUGCGGCAAGACGUACCGGCACGCGGGCAGCUUGGCCAAUCACAAGAACCUCCACAAAAUCGGCGAGUACCACUGCAACGUGUGCAACUCGACGUACCCCAACAGGCUGGCCAUGAAGAACCACCUGCGGCUCCACUUCGCCCAGAAGAAGCACAACUGCCAGGAGUGCGGCAAGGGUUUCCGCACUCAGCGGCAGCUGGCCACGCACACCACGGCGGGCCUGUGCAAGGGUCCGCAAGGUCCGGGCGCCCAGAUGGACUUCGAGUGCGACGGCUGCUGCGAGGGCUUUCCGUCGGCCCAGCAGCUGGCGGCGCACGACUGCCCCGCCCGCCACCUGCCGUCCUCGUCCUCGGCCUCGGCCGACGUCGGCGCGGAGCGGAGCUCGGCGGACCCGGACUCGGACGAGAGGCCGUACGCCUGCGACCUGUGCAGCUGCGCCUACAAGCACGCCAGCUCUUUGCUCAACCACAAGCACACGCACAAGACGGGCGACUUCCGCUGCAACUUCUGCGAUAAGCCCUACACCAACUACAUGGCCCUGCGCAACCACAUGCGCAUCCACACGCAGCGGAAGAAGCACAUCUGCCACACGUGCGGGAAAGCCUUCCGCCUGGCCCGCUUUCUGCGGAACCACCAGAAGGUCCACGAGGAAGGCGCCACCCCCUUCGGCUGCCCCGCCUGCGGCAAGAGUUUCCAGGGCAGGUCCGGCCUGGCCCGCCACCGCUGCGGGGACAACCAGGCGGGCCCGGAGGUCAGAAGGAAGGCGGGCGAGGGCCAGGGCCAGGGCCAGGGCGACCAGUGUCGGUACACGUGUGACCAAUGCGGACGCUCUUACCGCCACGCCAGCUCCCUCCUCAACCACAAGAACACGCACACGCUCGGCAUCUACCACUGCGCCGUGUGCCUCAAGACCUACUCCAACCUCCUGGCCCUCAAGAACCACCGUCGCAUCCACUCGGAGCUGCGGCGCCACCGCUGCCACGACUGCGGGAAGAGCUUCCGGGUGGCCUCGCAGCUCCGCAACCACCGGCGGGUCCACCAGAAGCAGCAGGAGCUGACCUGCGCCUCGUGCCGCCGCGCCUUCCCCACGCGGGCCAGCUUCCGGCUGCACAUGGAAAUCAGCCACGGCCAGGCGCCCCCGCGGGGCCCGGACCCGACCUUGGCGCGAGAGCGAGGCGGGCGGGAGGCGGGGCCCAGAGCCCACGUGUGCGAGCAGUGCGGCCGCUCCUACCGCCACGCCAGCUCCCUGGUCAACCACAAGAACAGCCACAAAACCGGAAGCUUCUUCUGCAACUCGUGCCACAAGCACUUCCCCAACCUGAUGUCCCUGAAGAACCACCGGCGCAUCCACACCGAGCCCAAACGCUACCAGUGCCCCGAGUGCGGGAAAUCCUUCCGGGUGUCCACGCAGCUCAUCUGCCACCGCCGCAUGCACACCAAGGAAAAACCCUUCACGUGCUCGCAGUGCGACAAGCGUUUCUCCUCCAAGUCCAACCUCAGGCACCACGUGAAGGUCCACUGGGCGGGCGGCGCCUUCAUUUGAACUUGCCGCGCCCACUCGGCCAGACCCGGGCGGCGGACGGGGUUUGGACUGACUUUGCGUACGUACGCCCUGCCCUGCCCUGCCCUGCCCUGCCCUGCCCGGUCCGGCGUGUCCUCGGGGAAGCUCCGAAGCUCCUGAUCGUGUAGACUAGUUUGUGUUCAUGGUGACACGUGUACGUGUGUAGACGUCUUGAGCUGUGAUGAACGGUAAUCCUCGUGGCCCUGCGCAAAAGGGACCUUUGUCAUUUCUAGCGUAGAUUUUUGCAGUAUUUAUUGACUGGACGCCGCAGCUCUAGUCCGCGUCGUGAUGGUAGCGUGCGCGCGCGCGCCGUUUGUCCGCUGAGUUUGAGGUCUCGACUUUUCUAACGUCUUUUUGAUAAUUUGUUCUUGUUAAACUGCCGACGACUGAAGCGAAAGGGAUGACGGACGCCGUCGUAGAGCGGGAAAUGGAAUUUGGAGGUAGAGGACGUCGGCUCCCCGCGUUCUCGGUUGAAUGUUGACUGUGCUUCUUCUUACACUUGUAUGAUCGUCGUACGCAUGUCACUUUGUAUUUUGUAUUUCGUGUUUUGACAUCAAACUCGACUGUCAACUUCAUUUACACGCAUUAAAAGACUUGCACAAACGCGCCAGAGGCCAAAAACGCCACGUCUGUCCUUUCACGCGUCUCGGUGGGGUCGCCCCGAAGUGGUCGCCGGGCCUCUACGCUCACACGGUCACCAAGUUGGAUCGGAAGGCGGAUUAGAACCGAAGCGGCGCUUCCGCGGAUGUCUCGGUGAAGGCGGCCUGUCGAUCUUUCCCAAACCAAGCGAGUUUCUGGAGAAAAUGCGGGUAAUUGCUUGAGUUUUACACUUCAGCACGCUUGGCGUGCGGGAACCUCCUUUGGCGUUUUGCCUGCAUUUGAAAGAUUUUGUCAUCCAAAAAAAAAUCAAUUGGUCGGUUUUUGUCUCGGGCUGUCCCUCGUCAACAGACGUCGUUCUCCAUAACGCAGCCCUUUUCGGUCCCCUCCUGUCGACCGACCGUUGGGACGCGUCAAUUGCCGCCGACGACAAAAAAAAAAAAUCAUGGACGAGCGUCUCAUUGGUCACAAAUCCUUCUCGUCCUCACCUCAAGACUUCUCACCUUCUCCGUUGACGCUAACCCUUACUCAUCCUCCGCCCCCCCAAAAAGUGGCCGCCCUCCCUCUCAAAAUCUGCUGUUGCAAACCUGUUUCAUGACCCCCCCGGACUAUUAAAUCUCCAGAAACUCUCCCUUCUAAUCGGGAUUCUUGUUUGUCACGUGGCGGUUCCAUUCGCACACAUUUGGGCACGCGUUUGUCCAUUCACACGCGCGCCUGACAACA